AUGGAGCAAACGUGCAUUUCAUGUCGGUCACAGCUCACCUUUUUAUCAAGUGUACCCAUGCAUCAUCGUCCUUCGUUUUCAAUACGAAAGGCAUCUCCAUGCAACUCGCUAUCGCGCCCGGCGCUUGCUCGAGCAAUUCGCAGAAAGAAUGUCUCGCGAUGUCGCACACUCCCACAGAUGGCAGCGUCUGAAACUGAAACGGAAGGCAAAUCCGACACGAUCACAGAAGACCCUAUGACGCGGCGGGUGCGCGACGAGCUAGCCGCGGACGGAAUCAAUCUCGAUGAGCUGCUCAACGCCGGCAAAGUUGUCAACCUGACCCGAAAAUUAGAAAUGCUCACUGCAGAGUCUGAAAAGCUCACUGCCGGCUCACCUGAACUACAAGACGCCAAGCAGAAAAUGUCAAAGCUCGAAAGCGACCUUGUCCGAGAGAAGCGACAAGUCAUGCAAAACUGGCUCAAGCAAUUGUUUCUUUUGCAGGCGAUUGUCUUUAUUGGUAUAGGGGGGGUGCUCGCGAAUGAUGUUGUGCCGGGCGUCGACAGUGUCCCGCUCGUGGGUCGUGCUCUGGGUUUUUGGACGACGUGGUUGUUCACCAUUCCUGCAUUGCGUGCAAGGAAGGGGACGAGUAAGACGGAGAAGAGCGCGCUCAAUGUUGCAUUCUUGGCGACUCCACUUUUAAAUGUAGCACUCCCGGCAUUGACUAAGAAUUGCGGGAUUAUUUGGGCGGCCGAUGUAGCACUCCUCGGUGCCUGCUACGCGUUUUACGGUAUCACGGCCAAGCGAGGCGCUGACGGUGACGAGGAGGGUAACCGUCCUGUCAAGGAGCAAGGAAAAGUCAAAGGAAUCCUCAAAUACUUGGAUUGGGGUUCCUGGCGGUAGGAAAUUAUAUAUAUUCACUAGCGCGAACGAAAUGCGGCUGAGGACAAGACAUGAGGGCGUUUACAAGACUUAAAGCACUAGUGUGAAAUAUUCGUGUACAAAAACUAAAUCAGCACUCGGUGUUUGACCUUUUCACGGGCCCGGGAGAGA
This is a messenger RNA of Chondrus crispus (carragheen), 1029 nucleotides long. RefSeq lists its product as hypothetical. The coding region runs from base 1 to 879 and encodes 292 amino acids. The record is from RefSeq and is a predicted model, not a curated record. The transcript is spliced from 2 exons. Gene Ontology annotation, biological process: defense response. NCBI's taxonomy places the organism in Eukaryota, Rhodophyta, Florideophyceae, Gigartinales, Gigartinaceae.